Molecule: messenger RNA, 2223 nt
Organism: Juglans regia (Persian walnut)
Lineage: Eukaryota; Viridiplantae; Streptophyta; Magnoliopsida; Fagales; Juglandaceae
Product: thylakoidal processing peptidase 1, chloroplastic-like
Exons: 6
Coding region: 323-1435 (370 amino acids)
Biological process (GO): thylakoid membrane organization
Cellular component (GO): chloroplast thylakoid membrane
Molecular function (GO): serine-type endopeptidase activity
Source: RefSeq, a predicted model, not a curated record
ACGUUGUUGAUUUUCCUUCGCGUCCAAACGCAUUGAUUCGGCUCCCGAGUCUUGAGCUUCCUCGCGGCUCAAGGCCAUUUCUAGCUCCCCAAAUUCAAUUUCAAACCAAACCCUAACGAUCUCGAUUUUGCAAUUCCCCAUAUCGUCCGUUCCCUUUUCCCGGCUGUAGCUUCUACUCUCAAUUCCACCCACCCUUCUCCGAUUUUCUGUUGGUUUCUGGGUUAAUGGAGUUUCUCAGAUUUUUGGGUUUCCUGAAUCGACUUUGCUAGUUACCGAAGCCACACUGUACCAAAUCUUCAUCUUGCUAUUCAAAAUCAUAGAAAUGGCCAUUCGAGUUACCUUCAGCUUCUCUGGCUAUGUUGCCCAAAACCUUGUCUCCUCCGCCGGCCUUCGGGUCGGCAGUUGCCGCGCCGUUAACGAGUGUUGGAUCCGGUCUCGGAUAUUUGGUCACAACCAGAAAUCCGAGCUCGACCCAUCCAACUCGGUGCGCAAUUACCGAUCCGAUGUCCGACGGCAGAAGCCGAAUAACUGCUGGGGAAAGAAUUCGGCUUCUUUGUACUCCACUCUCGCCGGGGAGAUUCUUGGUGAUAAUUGCAAAAGCCCGAUUGUGCUGGGCUUGUUUUCGCUGAUGAAGUCGACGGCCUGUGCGUCGGGUACAUCGGCCACGGCACUCGGCGUUUUCAGUAUUUCGCCUAUUAAGGCGACGUCGGUUUUGCCCUUCUUACAGGGAUCGAAGUGGCUUCCUUGCAGUAACGAGUCGGCUAGUGGGCUUGUGGAUAAUGGUGGAACACAGUGUUGUGAGGUUGUGGAGACUGAGAGUUCGGAGUUUAAACACAAGGCGUUGGAGAAAAGCGGUUGGUUGUCGAGGAUAUUGAAUUUCUGUUCAGAGGAUGCCAAAGCUGUGUUCACUGCUGUGACUGUGAGCGUGUUGUUCCGAUCGUUCUUGGCGGAGCCUAGGUCAAUCCCGUCCUCUUCUAUGUACCCUACCCUGGAUGUGGGCGACCGUAUUUUAGCCGAGAAGGUUUCAUACAUUUUCAGGAAGCCUGAAGUUUCGGAUAUAGUAAUUUUUAAGGCACCUCAAAUCUUACAGGAAGUUGGGUUUAGUUCAGGCGAUGUGUUCAUCAAAAGAGUGGUGGCAAAGGCUGGAGACUAUGUUGAAGUACGUGAUGGGAAAUUAUAUGUUAAUGGUGUUGUUCCAGAUGAAAAUUUCGUUUUGGAGCCACUUUCUUAUGAAAUGGAUCCAGUGCUAGUUCCUGAAGGUUAUGUCUUUGUGAUGGGAGACAAUCGCAACAACAGUUUUGACUCUCACAACUGGGGUCCACUUCCAAUAAAAAACAUUGUAGGUAGAUCGGUGUUUCGGUAUUGGCCUCCAUCCAAGGUAUCAGACACCUUACACGAACCUCAUGUGGGAAGGGAUGUUGAAGCAUUUUCUUGACAUACUGCCCUCUGCCUGAAGGAGGAGAUAUUUAGUGACAUCUAUUUCAUCAAGAUGGUGAUUCAAGAAAUUGUUUUUUCGUUCUUUUACCUCAUUAUUGAGGAGUCGUGAAUAUUCAGCCUUUCCUCAUCAUAAUGCCUGGUUAACUUGGAUUGGUUCUUUAUGGGCACCUUGUCCAUUGAUCUCCAUUUUGAUGGUCCAUCUGCGGCCAUUGAUACAUUCGUUAUGUAAUGACUUGUUUAAACCUUUUUUUAACAAAGUGGUGGGAAGAAAGGAGUGAAGAGAAAGACAUAUCAUCUAGGUUUUCUCUGAAUAUGCAUUUAUAUUAUCUGUUGGGGAGUUGAAUGCACUUUUACUAGUUGAGGAGUCGAAGGAUUGGGGCCUGAUGCUGCUAUCCACUUGAAUGCUGCGGUUCCAAAGUCUCCAUCUUUUCUGGUUAAAGUUCCCCUGAUGGUGCAUUGGUGAAGUAAGGGAGGGCAGGCAGGCAGGCAGGCAGGCAGGCAGGCAGAUUAUCUACGCUGUUGGGGAACGAGCUAUCCUUCUCUCCUCUUAAAAAAUGUCCUUGGCUGGCUGGUCGGUUGUUCUCAGUGCUUGCAAUUUCCCCUUGUUAUAUCUAUGUUGUGGGUCGAGACCAAGUUUGUAAUCAAUGACUAUUUUUUUGUUGUUUCUAUCAACUUUUGCUGCAGUAAUUUUGCCUUGUCCAUUUUUGGUGGAGCAGGCCUCAAUGUUGCUGUGUGGCUUUGUCCAUAAAAAAGGACAGGAAGAUAUUCAAUCAUUUGGUUUCAUUA